UGCUGUGGGCAAGGGGUCGUGGGCUGCAGAACUUAUCAAGUGGGAUUUGCGGCAGGCUCUCUGCAUGAAGCGAGAGCUGCUCCAGUCCAAAGCCCCAUGCACCAACGUGUCAUAGAAGCCACUAAAAUAUCACCCCGGUGGUGCUUUCCUGCCUCGCCAUACAUUCAUUGCCCAACUGCUCUCAGAUGGCGAGAGGAGAAGAAAGGAAGGAUGGCAGCCCCGAUGGAGUCGCCCAAGAGGUGUUUUGCUUGGGCUUGAUGUCACCACAGCCCACCUAGCCUUCACCCACCCACCUGCCUGCCCACGCACCCACCCACCCCCAAGCCUCUCCUCUCCCUUUGCCUUUCACUCCUUCAUCCUUUCCCUUCCCUUUCUCUAGCUUUGGUCAGUAGUGAGCAGAAAUGAGGGGACCUCUGCUUCAACAGGUGGAGUGGGGAAUCAAAUCAGAAAAUAAAGCAAAAGGUUGCCUUUGUAAUGAGGAAAAGAAAACGACUUCAGAGAAACCUUCUAGAACAGUCAAGUAGCAACUACCCUGGACACCAUGCUCUUCCUCACCACCACCACCUCCACCACCACCAUCCCCACCAGGCAGAAGCCGGGACUCCCUCGCUUUUCCCCGGACUGCACCAGGAGCCACCUCCUCCCCAUGAAGCUCCAGGUGGGCGCCUGAACGGACAGCUCAGGCUGGGGCUACCUGGAGACAUGUACGCCAGGGCUGAGCCCUUCACGCCAGUGCCAGUCUCCAGGGCAGACCCCUUCGCCGCCUCCUCCUUCCACGGCUACAGUGGCAUGAACCUCAACCUGGCCCCCCACCACGGCCCGGGGGCUUUCUUCCGCUACAUGAGGCAGCCCAUCAAGCAGGAGCUCAUCUGCAAGUGGAUCGAGCUGGACCAGGCGCCCCAGAAACUAUGCUCCAAAACUUUCAGCACCAUGCACGAGCUGGUGACCCACGUCACCGUGGAGCACGUCGGCGGGCCCGAGCAGUCCAACCACAUCUGCUUCUGGGAAGAGUGUCUCCGGGAGGGGAAGCCCUUCAAGGCCAAGUACAAGCUGGUCAACCACAUCCGCGUCCACACGGGAGAAAAGCCCUUCCCCUGCCCCUUCCCUGGAUGUGGGAAGGUCUUCGCCCGCUCGGAGAACCUCAAGAUCCACAAAAGGACACACACAGGGGAGAAGCCCUUCAAGUGCGAGUUUGAAGGCUGCGAGCGGCGCUUCGCCAACAGCAGCGACCGGAAGAAGCAUUCCCACGUGCACACGAGCGACAAGCCCUACAACUGCAAAGUGCGAGGCUGCGACAAGUCCUACACCCACCCCAGCUCCUUGCGGAAGCACAUGAAGGUCCACUGCAAGUCCCCUCCUCCCAGCUCGGGCUACGAGUCCUCCACCCCGUCGCUGGUGUCGCCGUCCUCCGACUGCGGGCGGGAAGCCCCCCAGCCACUGCCGCCACUGCCGCCUCCGCUUCCUCCUCCUCCUCUGGCCUCUUCUUCCUCCUCCUCCGCCGCCCCACCAGCCUCUUCCUCCUCUUCUUCCUCUUCCUCUUCCUCCUCCAGCCAAGCAGCGGCCAACCUGAGCGAAUGGUACGUGUGCCAAAGCUCAGGGGCCGGCGGCAUCCCGACUCCACCCAGUAACUCUCCGUCACCUCACCCGGGAGAGGCCGCUUACACAAACUGUGAUCCUCGGCCCGGUUAUUAAAGUCAAUACGGUAGGACUGAUGGACUGCCUGCCGACGGCGAUACACUGCAUUGUUCUCCUCCUCCUCCUCGUUUCUUGUGGGAGCGCUCCUUAGGACCUUCGCCUCCCCUCUCCUCCGGCCAAGGAGGGGUCAGAGGAAAGCUUGGCUGUUCGAGCAGAGGAGCAGGAACAGAUCUCCUUUCCUCUCUCCUCUGAUCAGAAAUGCUGCACAGGCCACUGGAGAGAAGCUACACUGAUCUCCCCCCCUUGGAGACCCACCUACAGCCCUUUCCCCCAACUUCCUUUUGUAUUUAUUAUGGUGCCAAGCACCCAGGACAGUUUCCUUCUACAAGCCUUCCCUUCCUUCUAAAUUUAUUCUUUCCCGCCCUUCUGCUCCAAGACUUUUUUUGGAAUCGCCUCCUUCCCAUGCGUUUACAAACGGCCUCGAUCUCAGUUGAAACCGUCCUUUUGUAUCUCAAUGAACCAAAGUGUUUUAAUACGGAUUUCUAGCUCUAUAGUCGUGCUGGUGUCACUCUUGUGAUGGUGUGAUUCCCCCUCCCCACCUUUGGGCUUUUUUGUUGGUUGGUUUGUUAGCCCAAUGUUUUGGUUUUAAUGUAUUGUUGAAGGCUUUCAUGACCGGAAUCACUGGGUUGCUGUGAGUUUUCCGGGCUGUAUGGCCAUGUUUCAGAUGAUUCUCACUUGACCGUUUGGCCCACAUCUAUGGCAGGCAUAUUUCAGAGGUUGGAAACUAAGGUCCCUUCCACCCAGCCCUAUAUCCCAGAAUAUCAAGGCAGAAAAUCCCACAUUAUCUGAGUGUGGACUCAGAUAUCUCAGCUCAAAGCAGAUAUUGUGGGAUUUUUGUUGGGUUUCAUCUCUGACUGCACAAGUCUCCAGCUCUCAAUGAGUAGAUAGACUGAGGGAUUCCUUCCCAAUUUCCUUUAGCUAGGUUGUUUAAGAAGGAGGGUUGGCUUACUCAUCUUUGCAUGGCACUAUCUCCUCCCAUUUGAAUAUCUAGGAAUGUAAUCCCUUUAGGGAAAAGUAACUUCCUCUUUUAAAAGUAUUUUUAUUGCCCUGGGCUGGCCAUGUGGCCUGUCUCCAUUUUUUGGGCUUUUUUCCUUUCGUCUUCUCUAGAGUGAGGAAGCAUCUUGCCAUUGUCUAAGGCAAGAUGUAGUAGAUAGUUACUUUUAUUAUUUUUCCCUUUUUUCUUUUUUUCCUUAGAAGAUAGCUCAGUGAAGCUAGUUAGCUCCAAAAACCUUUCCUAUCUAGAAUGGAUUUCUUUUUUCUUUAAUAAACAUUAUUUUGAUCCUAUGAGUUGUGGAUCUGCAAUCCUGUUCCAUCCUGUUGAAUGGAAGUCAAUCCUUGCUCACUCCAUGUAAGUUUCUGCUGCUUAUGUACUGUGCAUCCUGCACUCUGCUAUAUUUUUGAUGGAAUCACCCCCAGAGAGGGUUAUUUUUGAGCCUAACAGCUCUUGAUUCCCAACAAUUUUCUGCCUUGAUGUUCUGGGAUAUAGGGCUGUGUGGAAGGGCCCUAAGUGAUAAAUUUAUAUAUCUGUGAAAUGUCCAGGGUGAGGGAAAGAACUCUUUCCUGCUAGAGUUCUUUCUAGCUGCAGGCCAUUAAAUGCUAAUCAAGGUGGCAAAUUGCAACAUUCACAGGUACCUCUACAAGACAAGAGUUUUUACUCCCACC
Messenger RNA from Anolis sagrei ordinatus, 3357 nucleotides. RefSeq names its product Zic family member 4 (gene ZIC4). Gene Ontology annotation, cellular component: nucleus. NCBI's taxonomy places the organism in Eukaryota, Metazoa, Chordata, Lepidosauria, Squamata, Anolidae. Gene Ontology annotation, biological process: regulation of transcription by RNA polymerase II. The record is from RefSeq and is a predicted model, not a curated record. Gene Ontology annotation, molecular function: DNA-binding transcription factor activity, RNA polymerase II-specific; RNA polymerase II cis-regulatory region sequence-specific DNA binding.